This is a messenger RNA of Micromonas commoda, 755 nucleotides long. RefSeq lists its product with no specific name. Gene Ontology annotation, cellular component: ribosome. Bases 14 to 676 code for a protein of 220 amino acids. The transcript is spliced from 3 exons. The record is from RefSeq and is a predicted model, not a curated record. Gene Ontology annotation, biological process: translation. NCBI's taxonomy places the organism in Eukaryota, Viridiplantae, Chlorophyta, Mamiellophyceae, Mamiellales, Mamiellaceae. Gene Ontology annotation, molecular function: rRNA binding; structural constituent of ribosome.
GCACACGAACAAGAUGGCCGCCUACAUGGUGUCUUCGUCUCUCAGCGCGCGUCAGGGCUACGCGCCCUCCGCGCGCCUCGCCGCGCGCGCGGGCGCCUCGCCCGUCGCCGUUCGCGCUCCUCUCGCCGUCGUCGCGAAGCAGUCCCGCAUCGGCAAGCAGCCCGUGCCGGUCCCCAAGGGCGUCACCUACACCCUCAAGGACAACCACCUCAGCGUGAAGGGUCCCAAGGGCGAGCUCCAAAUGCAGUUCCCCGAAACCAUGGUCUUGACUGAGGGUGAUAACGAGAUCGCAUUCGCCAGGGCUGACGACUCCAGGAGGGCUAGGGAGGGUCACGGUCUCUACAGGACCCUGGCCAACAACAUGAUGGUGGGUGUGUCGACUGGCUUUGAGAAGAAGCUCAAGCUCGUCGGCGUCGGCUACAAGGCGGCGAUGGAGGGCAGCAAGGCCAUCAACCUUUCCCUCGGCUACGCUCACCAGGUCAUCGUCGAGAUCCCCGAGGGCCUCCAGGUGAAGUGCGACAGCAACACGGAGAUCACUGUGUCUGGCUACGACAAGGUUGAGGUUGGGAACUUCGCCGCCAUCCUUCGCUCCAAGCGCAAGCCGGAGCCGUACAAGGGCAAGGGUGUGCGCUACGCUGACGAGGUCGUCAUCAUCAAGGAGGGUAAGAGGAAGUAACGGACGUGAUAUAGCCCUACGUUGUUUAUUCUUUGGCAAGCGCUAAUCCCUUGUAACUCAAUCCUAAGCUAUGGAUAUU